Physella acuta is the source of this 774-nucleotide messenger RNA. Its product is annotated as sulfotransferase 1E1-like. The record is from RefSeq and is a predicted model, not a curated record. NCBI's taxonomy places the organism in Eukaryota, Metazoa, Mollusca, Gastropoda, Physidae. Gene Ontology annotation, molecular function: sulfotransferase activity.
AUGGAAAUACGCCCUGAUGACGUCAUGAUAUGCUCGUAUCCCAAGGCAGGACUCCAUUGGCACCAAGAGAUAGUGAACAUGCUCCUGCACAAAGCGGACACGUUGAGCACAGAGAAAAGAAAUAACAUUUGUUUCUUAGACUUACACCAAAUACACAUCUUUGCCAACACAGCCUCCCCCAGGCUUCUCUUAACUCACGCGCCGUUUAGAUACUUACCCAAGAAAGCUUUGAAAAAGAAAAUUAAAAUAAUUUACUUGGACAGAAACCCCAAAGACGUUCUUGUCUCUUUCUACAACCAUAUGAAAAAAACCGUGCAUCCACUACAUUAUCCGGGAACAUUUGAGCACUUUGUUUAUCUGAACAUGGAAGUUGGUUAUUAUUACGGAGAUAUAUUUACUUACCUGAUGGACUGGCAAGACGGUAUUGACUCUAAUCCGGAUGUUCCAUUCCACACAUCAGUGUACGAGGAUAUGAUAACAGAUGAAAAAGUUGGCGUGAAAAAACUGAAUGAGUUUCUGGGGACUGGAUGUAGCGAGGAGCUGUGUGAGAAGAUAGCAGAGGCUUGUAGCUUCGACAGUAUGAAACCAUUUAAAGAAGCCAAUGCAUCAGUAGUAGAAAAUGCUUGGUUUCGAAAUAGAAAAAUUGGCUUCUACAGAAAAGGUGCAGUAGGUGACUGGAAAAACUGGUUCACUGAAGCUUUAAACGAAGAAUUCGACAGAGAAUACAAGAAACAUAUGGCUGGCUACAGGACUGUUUACAAAUAUUUAGAGUAA